CAAGCUCAGGCCGGACAUCACGUGACACGCCCCAAACCAACCGGGUUUGAAUAAAAAUUUUUUUUUCCUCCUCUCCUUUUCUCCCCUGCCAGCGGCUGCUGUGCAGUCACAUCUAUCUAAAAUGGCGACCGUGGAACCGGAAAUUGUCAAUCCUCAAGAAGAAGAGAAAACAGAGACUAGUCAGGAGAUUGUGAACCCUGAGCACUACAUUAAACAUCCACUACAGAACAGAUGGGCCUUGUGGUUCUUCAAAAAUGACAAAAGCAAAACUUGGCAGGCCAACCUUCGUCUAAUUUCAAAGUUUGACACCGUUGAAGAUUUUUGGGCGCUUUACAAUCAUAUCCAGUUGUCUAGUAACUUAAUGUCGGGUUGUGACUACUCACUCUUUAAGGAUGGGAUUGAGCCAAUGUGGGAAGAUGAAAAGAAUAAGCGUGGAGGUAGAUGGCUAAUUACUCUUAACAAACAACAAAGAAGGAACGACCUUGAUCGGUUUUGGUUAGAGACGCUCAUGUGCCUUAUUGGAGAGUCUUUUGAUGACCACAGUGAAGAUGUAUGUGGAGCCGUUGUAAAUGUUAGAUCAAAAGGAGAUAAAAUAGCAAUCUGGACUACUGAAUGUGAAAACAGGGACGCUGUUACACAUAUAGGGAAGGUUUACAAGGAAAGGUUAGGACUUGCCCCGAAAGUAGUGAUUGGAUAUCAGUCCCAUGCAGACACGGCUACUAAGAGCGGCUCCACUACUAAAAAUAGAUUUGUUGUUUAAGAAGACGCCUUCUGAGUAUUCUUUCAUAGGAGACUGCGUCAAGCAAUCGCGACUUGGGAGCUGUACCAAAGCCUCUACAAAAGCAGAGUGGACUGCAUUCAGAUUUGAUUUCCACCUCAAUAUUGCUAAGAUUUGUGAAAGUCAUUCGCCUUCUUGUCUUGUGCUAUGUUCAAAUUCACUCACAUUUGACUUUUUUUUUUUUUUUUAACCCGUUUUUGGUAAAAGUUAUCCAAUCAAAACAUUUCAAUGCGCAAAUGCCCUUCCUCCCAAUAUCCUCAGUGGUUGCCCAAGUGAUCUCUGUAAUAGAUUUUUUUUUUUUUAAAGUUCUUUACUAUUACAGAAAUAUUUAUCCGCAGGAAUAUGAAUCUUUACAUUUGCAUUGUAUGCAGUUACGGUAGUUUGCUGAUUUGCAAGGCGGAGGAUUAAAAUGCAUUCAAACUUCUCUAGCAAUUCAUUCAUGGCUUUGUUUUUUUUGCUUUUUUUUUCUUAUUUUAACAGCAUUGUUCUGGCUGUAUUUUGUGCUGAUGUUGGCUGCUAGGUUUAAUUUAUUUGUUUCCCUCCUUGAUAACAUUAGUGAUAUUCUGAUUUACUUUUUUUUUUUUUUUUUUUUUUUUUUUAGCUCAUGUAACUUUGGUGAUGAAUCCGCGGGGAAAAAAACUAAUGGGUUGAAUAAAAGUGUUAUUUUGUGCGUUUAGAAA
This is a messenger RNA of Pseudophryne corroboree (corroboree frog), 1458 nucleotides long. RefSeq names its product eukaryotic translation initiation factor 4E (gene EIF4E). Gene Ontology annotation, cellular component: eukaryotic translation initiation factor 4F complex; cytoplasm. Gene Ontology annotation, molecular function: translation initiation factor activity; RNA 7-methylguanosine cap binding. Bases 122 to 760 code for a protein of 212 amino acids. The record is from RefSeq and is a predicted model, not a curated record. NCBI's taxonomy places the organism in Eukaryota, Metazoa, Chordata, Amphibia, Anura, Myobatrachidae. The transcript has 7 exons. Gene Ontology annotation, biological process: translational initiation.